Molecule: messenger RNA, 1593 nt
Organism: Cuscuta campestris
Lineage: Eukaryota; Viridiplantae; Streptophyta; Magnoliopsida; Solanales; Convolvulaceae
Source: the annotation of a GenBank genome assembly
CGUCACAUGCAUGGGCAGAGGAGUUCAUUAAUCACAAGAGGGUCAAUAGAAUAGAGGACACGUGGAGCUGUUAAAGGACAAAAACACGCAUGCAGCAUGCAUAUCCGCAUACAGCUCUGUGUCAACAAAAACGAAGAGACCAGAAAUUAAAUUUCAAAAAUCACACAAAACCCAAGAGCCACUCCUUCGUCAUUGUCACCAUUGUCACGAACCCUAGUUCAGAAGUCAUAGAAAUUUCACAAUCUCACACAAAAGAACACUCAGAAACGGUGCGCACCAAGAUCGCCGUUCCUCAUAAAUGGAAGAACACACAUGCAACAAAGAAAAGAGCAUCCUUUCUUCAACAGUUUGCUCAAGCUAGGGAAAAACUGAGGGCCACAAUUUCUCAAGAUGAUAAGGGUUCACCUUCCCUGAACCAAAAUCCAGAAGUUGAAGCUGACAUAGAGCACAAAGAAGUUCAAGGGGUACCAAAAGAUGGAGGGCCUGUCGGCGAAGAGCAAGAUGAAGCACAACUCUCCACAGAUCUUCCCACCAUCAUGUAUCUAGAAUACAAGACAUUAGAGUCAUUCAGGAGUCACACAAGCCCAACCAAGGCACCGCCCCAGAUUGUAGAAACGGAUGAAGAAUUCCAAAACUUGCUGGAUGAAGAACCACUGGAUGAGUUGGUUAGUGAAGUCACUAUGUGGAAGGAACUCACCCACAAAGCUAGAAAAAUCCAACACCCCUCCAACAAAGUUCCCUCCUCUAUCUUGACAAGCUCUUACUCCAUCCUGCUCAGAGUUGCUGCAUGCCACUGGAUAGCCACCUCCCACACCAACACAGUGACAAAAGCCAUGGGCAUGCUUUCGUACAAGAUCAAAAAUAAUGUCCCUGUCAACCUUGGAAAGUUGAUAGUUGCUCGAAUUUCUGAGUUUGGGAAGCGCAACUAUAAGCAAAAUGAUAAUGGUCUGCGCUUUUCUGUGCUAAUCUUUCAGAUGCUUGUCUCACAGGGUUUUAACAAAAAGGAUGUUGAAAAAGAGGAGCCUAUGGAACCACUGCUGCAGAUUGACAACAAGCAUUUUGAUGGGAAGCACUUCAAUAAUAUGGAGACAGUUGCUCAUCAGGCCACUCAUGGUCUGCAAGGAGUACUAAAGUUUCUGGAACACAAGCUGCAGCAAAACAAGGGAGCACUCCUACUGGUGGACCAACAGAGGAUAACCCUUGAGGAAGAGCACUGGAGUCUCAUAUGGCUGCAAGAACAUGUUGCUCUUAGUGCUCAAGCAGAAGGAGCAUCAUCUCAGGGGGAGAGUACAGAGGAGGAGAAAGACAAUGCUACAGACUGCUCAGCUUGAUUCUGUUCUGCACAAGGAUAUUAAAACUCUUUCAUCAAACAUUUCGUAGUGCUUAAGGGUUGUUCUGCCCUCUUUCUGAUACAUUUUCAACUCUGGUUUGCUCUAUGGUGACAUUACGCUUUUGCAUUUCUAUCUAGAUGCUAAAUUUUGUUUAUCACUGCUCUUGUUGUGCUGCACUACUUUAUACUGAUGAUUCACUACUGGCUCCAACACAUUAUGUGUGAUGACUUGGUGAAGGUACAACCUGCAGGGUUAUUCCUGA